Messenger RNA from Fulvia fulva, 1107 nucleotides. RefSeq lists its product as uncharacterized. The record is from RefSeq and is a predicted model, not a curated record. Lineage: Eukaryota; Fungi; Ascomycota; Dothideomycetes; Mycosphaerellales; Mycosphaerellaceae. The coding region runs from base 1 to 1107 and encodes 368 amino acids. The transcript has a single exon. Gene Ontology annotation, cellular component: cytoplasm.
AUGAGCGACCAGACAACACAAGCUCGGAUCCCAAUCACAAUCAUCACCGGCUUCGCAGGGUCCGGCAAGACAACACUGAUCUUGAACCUCAUACCACAAUUACGAGCACAAACCCCCGGCUACAACCUGGCCCUCAUCAAAAACGAAAUCGGCGACGUAGCAGUAGACACCCAACUCGCCGCAGCCACAGAACUCACAGGAUCCAAGGAACUCCUGGGAGACUGUAUUUGCUGUACCAAUGUUGGGCAGAUAGGUCAGGCACUGGACGAAUUUUAUGACCGUGAGGCUCGACCAGACAGGAUCAUCAUCGAGACAUCGGGCUCUGCGGAGCCACUAAAAUUGGUGUUGGAGAUCAAUAGAUUAGCGAAGGAGAGCGGGAGGUGGGAAUUGGAUGGAAUUGUCAGCGUAAUCGACGCAGAGAACUGGGGCGGAUACGCCAGCACAUCUUUCACGGCGAGAUUACAAGCGAAGCAAACGGACCUGAUCGUCAUAAACAAAUGGGAAUCUCUCUCCGAGCGAGAUUUCGAUUUAUUCCUCGACAAGCUAGGGGAUCUGGAUGUUGAUACGCCGCAGGUCAAGAGUGACAAUGGGUGGAUCAGCAAGGAUUUGUUAUUUGGAUUUGAUGGGAAGAUGGCGAGGGCGUGGAUGACCGAGCAGGCAGGGCAUAGUCAUGGUCAUGAAGAGGAGGGACAUAAGCAUACCAGUGAAGUGGAGUGUUUGUCCAUCACAUUAAGCGGGAAGGAUGGCGAGGGAAGUGUGGAUUUGAGGAAAUUGGAGCAGAUGUUGAGGUCGGCGCCGAAGGAUGAGGUGUAUCGAAUCAAGGCUGUGUUGUACAGCUCGUUGACACCGAAGAAUGCGGAUGAAUCGGAGGUGUCUGGAUCGACGCCAGGACAGCGUUCGCGGUAUAUCUUGAACUGGUCUUUCGGCAGAUGGACUUGGUCAGCCAGCAGUGAAUCGAAAGAUGCUCUGGCUGCGCCGGCACUGCGGAUGUCGAUCUUCACAGCACCGUAUGAGAGCAAUAAGUGGACUAAGAAGGCUGAGGGUUCAGAAUUUGUUGUACUGGAGGGUGCAGUCAAAGGAGAGCUUGAGGUGAAACGAGUGCAAUAA